Molecule: messenger RNA, 237 nt
Organism: Parastagonospora nodorum SN15
Lineage: Eukaryota; Fungi; Ascomycota; Dothideomycetes; Pleosporales; Phaeosphaeriaceae
Exons: 2
Coding region: 1-237 (78 amino acids)
Source: RefSeq, a predicted model, not a curated record
AUGGGCUUUACGGGGGCGUGUGUCGCCCUUAAUCCCGAGCGUUGUCGCGUGCUGCGGAGUGGAGACUUGCACGUUAUCCGAGGCAAAACGGCUUACUGCGACGAGUUCAACUGCCUAGUUCGGGGCGCUGCGAAGGAUGCAGCCGCGUACGGGGAUAUGUUCAAAACUGCAAACGGCUGUCUCGUGGACGUGAUGGCUGUCUUCGAGUGGGGCGAAUAUGUCGCUAUGGCGUUUUGA